Molecule: messenger RNA, 453 nt
Organism: Coffea arabica (coffee)
Lineage: Eukaryota; Viridiplantae; Streptophyta; Magnoliopsida; Gentianales; Rubiaceae
Source: RefSeq, a predicted model, not a curated record
AUGAUUCUUGGAAGCGGCCGAGACACUGGUCCAGUGGACUUUGCGGGUGUGGGUGACGGGGUGGCAGGGGAAGAGGCACUUGCUUACUUGAAGCUAUCCUCUAAGAUGGUGAGAAGGCUGUUGGAAAUCUUAAUUGCAAAUCUUAGAGUGACCCUUGAUGACUCAAGACUCGAAUCACUAAUUGGCAUGAAAAAUGUCAAUAUCAACUUCUAUCCAAUUUGCCGAAAUCCAGAACUCACUGUUGGUGCAGGGCGCCACUCUGAUAUGGGCACCUUGACUGUGCUUUUGCAAGAUAAUGCUGGAGGUUUAUAUAUAAAGGUUGAAGAAUAUAAACUUGAUAGCAGAAAAGAAGAGUGGAUAGAGAUUCCACCAAUCCCAAGUGCUUUAGUUAUUAAUGUUGGGGAUUCAUUAGAGAUCCUAAGCAAUAGAAGGUACAAAAGUGCUGAGCACUAG